UAUGGUAAGACACUGACUGGCGCAUUGGAAAUUAUGAUGGUCGAAGACUACUCUCUUGGAGAUGUGGUCGUCUUCGACUUGGCAAACGUGAAUGGUGGACACAUCAUGCGCGCGGAUAUCAAUCUCAUCCGCAAUCUCGAAGUCUGCUACAAGACUGCUUACCGCCGGAGGUUGAAAGGACUUCACUUGGUGAAUGCAUCGAAGAUCAUACAUUCAGCCAUGAAAAUAGUGAAGAUGGCGCUAUCUGAAAAGUUGCAAAAGAGGGUGUUCGCGCACCUUCCAGGAUCGACGACGCUGUUCGAGUACGUGCAGCGUGACUGCAUACCAGACGAGCUGGGAGGCACUGCUGGACCUGUUGAUAACUUUUCCUACAAACUUAGAGAGAUGAUCAGCCGUGAGUGGCUGCUGGAGAAGGACAAGUACAUGUCAGACGAGAGCAAACGCCCUACCGAGAACCGCUAUGCUGACAUCCACGGCAUCGCAGGCUCGUUUAAAAAACUGUCCGUGGACUGAAACUCAACUCUUCGUUUUAAGACAGGGACACAACAUUUUCA
Messenger RNA from Schistocerca gregaria, 554 nucleotides. Its product is annotated as clavesin-1-like. The record is from RefSeq and is a predicted model, not a curated record. The transcript is spliced from 4 exons. The coding region runs from base 34 to 513 and encodes 159 amino acids. Gene Ontology annotation, cellular component: membrane. Gene Ontology annotation, molecular function: phosphatidylinositol bisphosphate binding. NCBI's taxonomy places the organism in Eukaryota, Metazoa, Arthropoda, Insecta, Orthoptera, Acrididae.